CAGUUUUCAUAUGCACAAUUUCAGGGUGCCAAAGAAAGUACCACCGACGAAAAGGGUAGCAGUUUUAGUAUUAAGUACCAAAAAUGGCAACCGUGAUGUCUAACGUUUGGCGAUUUUAUUAUCGAUUUGUGUUUGGUUGCGGAAAGCGCAAAGAAAAACGAAAUUAAUUCAUAAAAUCCGUGGGAGCAGCUAAAAAUCUUUAAAAAACACUUUUUUGUUUUUCUUGUGAAUUUGCGUUGAUUUAAAAAAAAGUCGAAAGUUCGUUUAGCAAACGUUGUUUUCUGUAAUGAAAGCUCUGUACCACUAGCGGCGUGUACAAAAAAGGAGCCACGAAUGGUAAAGGUGGACAGGGCAAUAGUGGAAAGACGUGCCGACCAAACUCGAGAUAAAAAGGAAAGGGACAUUUUCAGGCGUCGUCGCUGGUUUCUUAGUAUACAGAUUUGUUUGCGAAUCACGACAUAAAAUUGGUUUUUAAUCGCAAAUUAAUAUUUAACAAUAACAAUUUUGAGCUACUUUGGACCUCAAAAAAAAUUAAAGAAAUUGUCUUUAAAGAUUUCUCAAAAAAGUGAACUCAUACUAAAUUUCAUAAUGACUAACAUGGAGAAGCAACAUGAAAUGGUAAAACGCAGUCUGGUGCAAUUCGUUAGCGCACACAUUCCAGGGGCUGAUUUUAGCGUAGUCGACGAAAUAGUUUUGCAGUACAUUAUAUCCAUUUUGGAAGAAGCUUCACAGGACCCAUGUUUCGACGUAGAGGGGUUUGUCGAAAUGAUGGGCGCCUAUUUUGCCGAGUUUCCUUCCAUUGACCAGGGAAUCAUUUGUGAAUGGAUAUACAAGUUAGCAGGCGAAUUGAAUGAAAUGGAAAAAAAUCAGGAGAAUCGUAGUUCAACAAAUUUAUCACUGAAUUCCUUAAGCCUAUCAGAUAUUAUACCCGAGUCGAAGUUACGUGCUCGCAAUGCUUCCAAUUCUGAGAAAGACGAGUUCAAUUUGAGCGCUAGUGGGGCAGCAGGGGCCGGGACCAAACGUGCGCAGCAUUUGUCCGAGACCAGUGAUGGUGGUUCCACUGAUAGUUCGAGCUGCGAUUAUUAUUUGGACGAGGCUGAAGUUCUACAAGAAAUGUUUCCGGACACGGCUUACGUUGAG
This is a messenger RNA of Rhagoletis pomonella (apple maggot), 1140 nucleotides long. Its product is annotated as CUE domain-containing protein 2-like. The record is from RefSeq and is a predicted model, not a curated record. NCBI's taxonomy places the organism in Eukaryota, Metazoa, Arthropoda, Insecta, Diptera, Tephritidae.